Molecule: messenger RNA, 613 nt
Organism: Rhagoletis pomonella (apple maggot)
Lineage: Eukaryota; Metazoa; Arthropoda; Insecta; Diptera; Tephritidae
Product: seminal metalloprotease 1-like
Exons: 1
Biological process (GO): proteolysis
Molecular function (GO): zinc ion binding; metalloendopeptidase activity
Source: RefSeq, a predicted model, not a curated record
AUGCAACACAUCAAGAAGCGAUUUUGGAAGCUAUUGAAGUCAUCGAAAAACGCACUUGUUUGAAAUUCAUCGCUGCUAAUGAAACCUCAAACCAUUAUGUAGCUAUCUCUUCUGAAUCGGGUGGUUGUUAUACGGCCGUCGGUUAUCAAGCUAAAGUACAGACAAUGAACUUGGAAAACUAUCCUGUCGGCGAAGGCUGCUUUCGUCCGGGCACUAUAUUGCACGAAUUCAUGCAUGCGCUCGGUUUUUAUCAUCAGCAAAGUGAUAGCGAUCGUGACAGCUAUGUCACGGUACACUAUGAGAAUAUAACUCCUGGGAAGGAAUUCAAUUUUGUUAAGUACAGCAGAACAAUUGUGACAGAUUUCAAUGUGGGUUACGAUUAUGAUAGUUGUCUGCAUUAUCGGUCUCGUGCUUUUUCGGCAAAUGGAAAAGAUACUAUAAUACCGUUGGAUUCUACGGCACGCAUUGGUCAGAGGGAAUAUUUAAGUGAAAAAGAUGUAGCUAAGAUUAAUAUUAUGUACAAGUGUCCUAUAUUGAUUUGAUGUUGAGGGCAUAUUUAGUUCUACGCAUGAUAAAAACAUAACAAGGUAAAACCAUUGAGAGGCAGUCUGAC